GCAGCAGCAGGGCUGCGCGGCGGGUGAGAUGCGCGCGAGGCGGCUCUGGCCCUGGGGCAGCCGGCGUCUGGUGGGGCCGCAGGCAGAGUACAACAUUUCAAAAUGCUGGAGAUUUUCUGGGUGAACCUAGUGAUUACAGUUAAUGUGACUGGGUCUUCAAAAAUUCUGCUCUUGCAUUUCACAAUAUAAAAUAUUUUUCAAAAAUGAAAAGUUGGAGAUCAGUGGAGGUAUCUGUUAACCAUGUCCUGUGAAUUCAGAGAAGAAUUUCUGGAGGAAGAAUAGAUUCAUCAUAUACCUGGACUCUUUAUUUUUUUUUACUUUUUUUUAUUCUAGAAGGAUAUCUACAUGAAGAUAAGCCUAUGUAUAAGAUACUGUCUGUGGAGUUAGGUGAAGGAGGGUAUUUCUAAUGAGUUACCAACAUUUGUUUCUAUUUGAGAUCUUUUUUUAUAUAUAUAUAGAAAUGAAGGACUAAUAUGAAAAAGCAGAGCUGAUGUAUUUUUCUGAGGCCUUUAUGUAAGCCUCUACUGUCUGGAUGUGGUGCUAAAGAAAAAGCAAUCUGCUUUUGAUCAGCUGAUUGUAACUGUAGAAAGAGAACCUUUAAUUUAAAGUAACUUCCAGCUGAAAUUAUUUUACUCUUUGGCUUGCACAAAAUGAAAGGGAAAAUUAACAUGUUUUACUGGUCAGGGCCUUUUUGCUGAACUAAGAAAGGGAAAGUUAGAUUUUUCUUUUUUUUUUUUUUUUUAAUUUCAAACCAAGAACUGACAAAAUAUUUUUGUUAGAAUUUGACUACUAGGGAGAUCUCAGCAUUCUAAAACAAGUCAGAUGUCAGCAAACGACUCUUCUCCUCCAUCCUUACAGAAGUUCUCCCCACCUGCAUGUCAUGCUGCUGCACCACAAACCCCAACUUUGUCUUCAAGUCCCCAAUCGGGGCUCUCCAGUCGACUCUCCAAUGGCAGUUUCAGUACACAGAGCCUCACCAACUCCAGGGGCUCUAUGCAUGGAGUCUCAUUCCUUCUGCAAAUUGGUCUCACUCGAGAGACUGUCACCAUUGAAGCUCAGGACUUGUCCCUCUCUGCUGUUAAAGACCUCGUGUGCUCUAUAGUUUACCAGAAGUUUCCAGAGUGUGGUUUUUUUGGCAUGUACGACAAAAUUCUCCUCUUCCGUCAUGACCUGAACUCAGAUAAUAUUUUGCAACGGAUCACGUCAGCAGAAGAAAUACAUGAGGGAGAUCUUGUUGAAGUUGUUCUCUCUGCUUUGGCUACAGUUGAGGAUUUCCAGAUUCGUCCUCAUGCACUUUAUGUGCAUUCCUACAAGGCUCCUACUUUUUGUGACUACUGUGGAGAGAUGCUUUGGGGUUUGGUACGACAAGGAUUAAAAUGUGAAGGUUGCGGAUUAAACUACCAUAAGAGAUGUGCCUUCAAAAUCCCUAAUAACUGCAGUGGAGUGAGAAAGAGGCGUUUGUCUAACGUGUCUUUACCAGGAGCAGGGCUUUCAGUUCCAAGACCAGUGCAAGCUGAAUAUACAGCCUCUGCCUCUGAAGAGCGCUGCUGCCCAGAACCUAGUAAACGAAUUCCCUCCUGGAGUGGCCGCCCCAUCUGGAUGGAGAAGAUGGUGCUUUGCAGAGUGAAGGUUCCACACACCUUUGCUGUUCAUUCUUAUACUCGUCCUACUAUAUGCCAGUAUUGUAAAAGGCUGCUCAAGGGCCUUUUCCGCCAAGGAAUGCAGUGUAAAGAUUGCAGAUUCAAUUGUCACAAACGUUGUGCAUCUAAAGUGCCUAAAGACUGUCUUGGAGAGGUGAUUUUCAAUGGAGAACCUGCUAGCCCAGGCCAAGAUUUGGAUAUGCCAAUGGAAGUUGAUAGCAGUGAAAUGAACAGUGAUGGUAGUCGGGGUCUGGAUGAUGUUGAAGAGCCCUCUCCUCCAGAAGACAAAAUGUUUUUUAUGGACCCAUCUGACCUUGAUGCAGACAAAGAUGAAGAAGCUGUCAAAACUAUUAGUCCUUCAACAAGCAAUAAUAUUCCACUCAUGCGGGUUGUGCAGUCCAUCAAGCAUACAAAGAGGAAGAGCAGUACAAUGGUUAAGGAAGGAUGGAUGGUCCACUAUACUAGCAGAGACAAUCUGAGAAAAAGACAUUACUGGAGACUGGACAGCAAAUGCCUCACACUAUUUCAAAAUGAAUCUGGAACAAAAUAUUACAAGGAGAUUCCGCUUUCAGAAAUUCUCCAGGUGACUCAGCCUCGAGAUUUUUCAAACAUGGUGCAGGGCAGCAACCCAUACUGUUUUGAGAUCAUCACUGACACGAUGGUGUAUUUUGUUGGAGAAAACAAUGGCAGCAGCCAUCACAGUCCUGUUCUUGCUGCCACCGGAGUUGGACUUGACGUAGCUCAGGGCUGGGAGAAAGCCAUUCGUCAGGCUUUGAUGCCAGUCACUCCUCAAGCUAGCGUUUGUACUGCUGCAGGACAAGGAAAAGAUCACAAGGAAUUAUCUCUAAGCAUCUCUGUUUCAAAUUGCCAAGUCCAGGAGAAUGUGGAUAUCAGCUCUGUGUACCAGAUAUUUGCUGAUGAAGUUCUGGGUUCUGGUCAGUUUGGCAUUGUAUAUGGAGGAAAACAUAGGAAGACUGGAAGGGAUGUGGCUAUCAAAGUCAUCGACAAGAUGAGGUUUCCAACUAAACAGGAAAGUCAGCUUCGUAAUGAAGUGGCUAUUCUCCAGAAUUUGCACCACCCUGGGAUUGUAAACCUGGAAUGUAUGUUUGAAACCCCAGAACGAGUCUUUGUUGUAAUGGAGAAGCUACAUGGCGAUAUGCUAGAGAUGAUUCUUUCCAGUGAGAAAAGUCGGCUGCCAGAACGUAUAACCAAGUUCAUGGUCACGCAGAUACUUGUUGCUUUGAGAAAUUUACAUUUCAAAAAUAUUGUGCACUGUGAUUUAAAACCAGAAAAUGUACUACUAGCAUCAGCAGAGCCAUUCCCUCAAGUGAAGCUCUGUGAUUUUGGCUUUGCACGCAUCAUUGGUGAAAAAUCUUUCAGGCGCUCUGUGGUGGGGACACCUGCUUAUCUUGCCCCUGAAGUGCUCAGAAGUAAAGGUUACAACCGCUCUCUAGAUAUGUGGUCAGUAGGAGUUAUUGUCUAUGUGAGCCUUAGUGGUACAUUCCCAUUUAAUGAAGAUGAGGAUAUAAAUGAUCAGAUUCAAAAUGCAGCAUUUAUGUACCCACCAAAUCCCUGGAAGGAAAUUUCUAGUGAAGCCAUUGAUUUAAUAAAUAAUUUGCUUCAAGUGAAGAUGAGAAAACGUUUCAGUGUUGACAAGUCUCUUAGUCACCCAUGGUUACAGGAUUAUCAGACUUGGCUUGACCUCAGAGAAUUUGAAACACGCAUUGGAGAGCGUUAUAUUACCCAUGAGAGUGAUGAUGCACGCUGGAAAGAACAUGCUUAUGAACACAACCUUGAGUACCCCCAGCAUUUUAUUAUGGCUCCUAAUCCAGAUGACAUGGAAGAAGACCCUUGAUUUAUUUGUUAUGCUAAAUUGCAGCAGAGAAGGGCACUGCAAACUGAAGAUAAGUUUUGGAACAACUGUUACUCUUUUUGAGUGCUGUUCGUAUAAUUCAGUAUGCAGAACUACAGAGGAUACUGCACUGGCGUGGGCAUAGACUGUCAUCUGGCAAGCUCUUCUCCAUCUCUGACUUAAACUAUGAAGUUAUUGAACAGUGGGAUAAACCCUAUUGGAUAACAUUUCACUGAGCUGUAUGGCUACAAAGCCAUCGCUGAGGUGUAAUGUGUACAGACUGAAUGCUUUGUAUGAAUUUUUCAAGUUUUUUUUUUUUAAGUCUACGCAAUAAGAAUUUUGUAAUGGUUUCCUAAUCCCUAUUUACUAGGCCAUAGAGAACUAUUUUCUGUUUUUUUAGAUACAUUUCCCAUUUACUAGACUGUGCAUUGUGGAGAGAUUGUAAAAGGAAAUCAAUGCAGAAUAUCUUUGACUUAAUAGCAAAGCACGGUGGUUUAGGAUUGCAUACAGCUUCACAGAUGAAGGAAUAAUUUGCUGUUGAUGAGACAGUUAAAGGUCUGUCUUUGCCCUAGCUUAACUUUUUUCCAGUUUCCUGAAGAAAGAAGACCCCACAAUUUCUUACAUUCCUCUUAAAAUGCUGGCUGACAAUCUAAAGAUUGAUGAUAAAAAGAUGAUAGAGAUGAUAAUCAAGGCUGUGCUAAGUCCUUUAUUUUAUCUCUUAAAAUAGAGUAAUAACCCAUGAUACAAUGUAUUGCUGUGCAAGGCUGGGACAUGUAUACACCAAAGGCAUUUUGCCUUAAUUUGCAUUACUCAUUUGCCUGAGUAAUGUACGUGGAGCACACAAGACUUGACGUUGCAUAUCCUUCCAAUCUGAAGUAACCAUUUCUAGCAGAAGGAUGUGGAAAAAAAUAGCGGAAAAUACAUGCUUCUUUCUCUUGUUGUUUUGAUUAAUUAACUUUAAAAAAAUUUUUUAAAGUUUCCCUAGAUUUGUCAGGAGCAGUUUGUAUCCUGCUAGCUUCUAUCUUCACUCCUAAGUUUUAAGCAGUUACAGUGGCUAUUAAAACACCAGUUAUACCAGGGCAGCUGGACUGUAGGAGAAAAGGCCUUUGCCUUUCAACUUUAACCUGCAGCCCCUCCUGCCCUCUUUUCUGUGCUUAGAAAUGCUGUUUAUGAGCUGAAUGAAGAGUCCAACUCUUAAAUUCAUCCAAAGCCUCCAAGUUCUUCUCUUUUUUUUUUUUUUUUUUUUUUUCAGACAUCUCAGUUGAUAUAUUCCCAACUGCUUACUGGACUUGUGGCACAAUAGAGUAGAAGCAGCAAUUUCCUUUGGAAAUGAUUCUCAGAGGAUAGCCUAUCAGUUAAAAGUAUGUGAUAUUUCAAGGAAGUUUGAGGCCUUCUAUGCUAAAUGCAGAUAGAAGUAAAAGGAAGGUAUUUUUUUUUCCUAUUUAAAAAAAAAAAAGUCUCUUUUUCUUGUGGGUAACAGCUUCAUGCUGCUGGAUGGCUGUACAUAUCCCUGAUAUGGUGUCAGGCUGCUUAACUGGAGCUUGGCUCAAAGUAACUUUUUCAGUACUGAUACAGGCUUGAGCUGCAAAGGCAGUGGGAGACUUUGGGGAGUAGCUUCUCUCUCCUGCAAGUUGGUUGUGUUCUUUUCUAUUUUUUUUACUGUUGUUUGAGGUAAGGAAGUCAUUGAGCAGACUGUUUCUAAGCUGUUACAUGUUCAUAAAAUCUUACAAGGUUGUUUCAAUGCUGGCACUGCUUUCGGAUGCACAGUAAACUGGCAGUAUAGUCAGUGGGAACUGCAGAGAUAUGUCCCUAAGGCCAAGUCUGGGCCUUUAACCUACCUUUUCCUUUCCUGUUGCCUUUAAUGUAACUGCUGCAUUUCGUAAGUAUCUAAGUUGUUAAAAGUUGAACAUGCAGGGCUGGAAUCUGCACAAAACAUUCAGUGCAAUCUGUGUGACAGUUCUCUACAGCCACCAAUGGGCAGAGUAUUUCAGCCCUUCCUAUCCUCUUUCAUCCUCUCUCCUAGCACACUUGUUUUUCUCAGGUUUGUGCAGGGGACUUGCCUGACAGCAGUCCAUGCCACUCCUGCACUGAGGGUCAUUCUCUCCUUUUUAUGCUGUUAAAACAGCAUAAAGGAAUUUAAAAGGGGCCAAAUUUGUCCCUUAACCUUGCCAUCCUGUUAAGGCAAGGUUUCAAGAUUGAUUCUUCUCUGAGAGAGGCACUAUUUUUGUAACUCUGGAACCAGAAUGAUCACCUCUGAAAUUGGUGGGCUAGUUAGUAUUUGCCCAGGUCUGGUAAGGGAAGCAGCACUUUUUUUUUUUUUUUUUUCCUAA
Rhea pennata is the source of this 5822-nucleotide messenger RNA. It is a transcript of the gene PRKD3, whose product is annotated as protein kinase D3. Gene Ontology annotation, biological process: protein phosphorylation. The record is from RefSeq and is a predicted model, not a curated record. The transcript has 19 exons. Gene Ontology annotation, molecular function: ATP binding; protein serine/threonine kinase activity. NCBI's taxonomy places the organism in Eukaryota, Metazoa, Chordata, Aves, Rheiformes, Rheidae. The coding region runs from base 823 to 3495 and encodes 890 amino acids.